AUGGCGUCGCCCACCCUCAGACGUCCCAUAAUCGAGCACCUUGGUGAGGCUCAGAAAAUCACCGGGUGCGCUUCGCCGAGGAUAUCAUGGCGUUUCGUCUACGAUGCGAACACCGUUUCAUCACGGACGCAGACGGCCUACGAGAUUGAGGUCACCGGCAAAUUCGAAGCCGAUGUAUUCGCGGUAUAG
Molecule: messenger RNA, 189 nt
Organism: Geosmithia morbida
Lineage: Eukaryota; Fungi; Ascomycota; Sordariomycetes; Hypocreales; Bionectriaceae
Exons: 1
Coding region: 1-189 (62 amino acids)
Source: RefSeq, a predicted model, not a curated record